AUGGAAUUCUCAGGCAGGACCUGUUCAAUUUGUCGCACUGUUCUCCUUCCUGACACAGGGUCGGUACUCAAGGGGCGUUCUCAAUCACCGCACCAGCCAUUUGAGAUCUUCCGUGCAGCUGCCCUAGGAAAUUGUGUCAUCUGCUCAACGAUAUGGAAUCUCACCGACCAACAUCGCCAUGCGUGGACAGACGCUCCACAGAUAUCCUGGACUCCGAUGCAAUACAUAACACAACUGUAUACUGGCGAAGAGAAAAUUGUAACCGUUUUGUUUACGGACCCAAUAGCCCACCAGGUUGCCCAUGCGAGGUUUACACUUAUACCUAUGGAUAGUGCUGACACUGGAUCCGCACCUACGUUGACAACAGCAUACGGAUGGUUUCGCUCUUGUUACUCUACCCAUGCGUCGUGUCGUAGAUUGGCAAGCUUCAACCCUAACCAGCUCCCCACCCGUCUCAUCGACGUCGGCAAUGAUGGUGACACGGAUUGGUUUCUUCGCGUUGUUCGCGAGGACGGCAUUUCGUCGCCAUCAGCACCAUACAUGACGCUCAGUUAUCGUUGGGGCAAUCCAACCAUCUCACUACUAUCCUCUAACAUUACUCGGCUCCGUCGGGGAAGCCCAAUCGCCGACCUCCCUUCCACUUUCCAAGAUUUCAUAGCUGUCGCUCGACGCUUUGGCAUCCAAUAUGUCUGGAUUGAUGCUCUGUGUAUCGUUCAAGAUUCCACCGAAGACUGGGAGGCGGAAGCGUCGACAAUGAGUCAUGUAUAUGCUAAUUCGGCAUGCAAUAUCGCUGCAUCCGCGUCUAAUUAUCCAGAAGAAGGUCUUUUCCGCCCCUGUGAACCUGACCUCGUCCGACCCGGCAAGGUCCUGACCUCUCUAUUCGCCGAUAAACCCUCCCCUCACUACAUCUUUGACAAGGGGUACUGGGACCGACAGCUAUUUGCGGGACCGUUGCACAACCGUGGAUGGGUAUUCCAAGAAUGUUUCCUGGCACCUCGCGUACUCUACUUUGGGAAAGACCAGAUAUUAUGGGAGUGUCUAUGUGAGCAUAAAUGCGAGGGAUUCCCUCAAGGCAUCCCCGCACACUAUUCGGACAAGAACAUGGACCCGCUCUUAGAUUCUAUAUCGGCCGGUCGCUCCAAACUCCCCGGGAAGGGCUCUCCUCUAGUGUUUUAUCUAUGGAAUAGUCUUGUCGAGCAAUACUCUACAUGCCAUUUAACUGAACCUUCAGAUAAAAUGGUUGCCAUCGCCGGGAUCGCAAGGCUCUUUGGCCAAAUCACCGGCGACGAAUACGUAGCCGGCUGGUGGAAGUCGUGGCUGCUUGAGUCACUGGACUGGACAGUUACCAAACCCCAAGUACGACUAUCGGAGGAGUACCGGGCUCCAUCUUGGCCUUGGGCUUCGCUCGAUGGACCGGUUAGACUAACGGGUCCAUGUGACUCCACGGAAUUCCUCGUCCAGGUCAUGGAUGUACAUGUGACCACACGAGGACCAGAUGAAAUGACAAACAUCAUUCAAGGACAUCUGGUGAUAAAGGGCCGCACAGUUCCGGCAGUCUAUCUGGAGAGCGGAGCCCAUCUCCUAGUCACGAGCGAGCGUCAGCUUAUGGUAGACCUAUUUCUAGAUUCUUUGAGUAUUGACUUUCCCGAGGGUAAAAUGGUUGAAUGCAUCCCCUUGAAAAAGGACUACCUCCUUCCAGAACCCGGUGAAGGGACACGCCCUUAUAUUCAAUGCCUUUUACUCGAGGGGCUCAUAUUCGAUGUUGUGAACUUUGUGAACAUCCAUACCAGCAGCCGUAACCAAUAG
This is a messenger RNA of Aspergillus alliaceus, 1806 nucleotides long. Its product is annotated as HET domain-containing protein. The coding region runs from base 1 to 1806 and encodes 601 amino acids. NCBI's taxonomy places the organism in Eukaryota, Fungi, Ascomycota, Eurotiomycetes, Eurotiales, Aspergillaceae. The transcript is spliced from 4 exons. The record is from RefSeq and is a predicted model, not a curated record.